Messenger RNA from Arabidopsis thaliana (thale cress), 1356 nucleotides. It is a transcript of the gene PPD6, whose product is annotated as thylakoid lumenal protein (Mog1/PsbP/DUF1795-like photosystem II reaction center PsbP family protein). Gene Ontology annotation, biological process: photosynthesis. Gene Ontology annotation, molecular function: calcium ion binding. NCBI's taxonomy places the organism in Eukaryota, Viridiplantae, Streptophyta, Magnoliopsida, Brassicales, Brassicaceae. Bases 173 to 961 code for a protein of 262 amino acids. Gene Ontology annotation, cellular component: extrinsic component of membrane; photosystem II oxygen evolving complex; chloroplast thylakoid. The transcript has 3 exons. The record is from RefSeq and is marked reviewed.
GAUGAAAGUUGCACAACAAGCCUGGAUUGGGAGGAUAUUUACGUAUUUUCUCUAUCUGUGUGGACCGGAGACUCCAUUUGUCUUCCAAGUCACCUUAUCCAAAGUGUCACCAAAACCUGAAAACUUUCAACCUCAAAAAAUCCAAACUUGAGCUUUGUAUUCCGACAAAAAAAUGGCGACUGCGUCUCUAGUUCCGACAUCUAAAAUCUUCUCUGUCUCUCCGAAAUCCUCAGCUUCGAUUAAAGCAAGGAGCAGAGUAGUUGUUGCAUCGUCGCAACAACAACAACAACCAAGAAGGAGAGAGCUUCUGCUGAAAUCGGCGGUGGCGAUUCCGGCGAUUCUGCAAUUGAAGGAAGCUCCGAUAUCAGCGGCGCGUGAGGUGGAAGUUGGAUCGUACUUACCUCUGUCUCCGUCUGAUCCUUCUUUCGUCCUGUUUAAAGCCAAACCUUCAGAUACUCCUGCUCUCCGCGCAGGAAAUGUUCAGCCCUAUCAGUUUGUUCUACCGCCGAAUUGGAAACAGUUGCGAAUAGCCAAUAUUUUGUCAGGUAAUUACUGUCAACCGAAAUGUGCAGAGCCAUGGAUCGAAGUGAAGUUUGAGAACGAGAAGCAAGGCAAGGUUCAAGUAGUUGCAUCUCCUUUAAUCCGCUUAACCAACAAACCAAAUGCAACUAUUGAAGAUCUCGGUGAGCCUGAGAAAGUGAUUGCUUCUCUUGGUCCUUUUGUCACCGGAAACUCUUAUGACUCUGAUGAACUUUUGAAGACUUCAAUCGAAAAAAUUGGAGAUCAAACGUACUAUAAGUAUGUGUUGGAGACGCCAUUUGCGCUCACGGGAAGUCACAAUCUUGCAAAAGCGACAGCAAAGGGAAGCACGGUUGUUUUGUUUGUUGUAAGUGCUACUGAAAAGCAAUGGCAGAGCUCACAGAAGACUCUUGAAGCCAUUCUUGAUUCUUUUCAACUGUAAAUCAGAGUUUUUGUUAUGACUCUGGACUUGAGAAACUAAAGAGCAAACAGUUUAUGCUAAGGAGUGUCUGUGCGUAGUAACAUUAACUCAUUCUUUUCUACUGUAAAUUCGAGCUAUGACUCUGAGACAGAUCUCAGUGGUUUAUGCUCAGCAUGUCUUUGUUGUUGUAUAACUUUCUCAGGUAUAAAAGAACAAAAGAUUACAAGGUUAGGAUUCCUAUAUCUCGAUUCAAGAACCGAACUCUGACUCCAAUACAUUGUGUGGAAACUCCCUUCUUCGUAUGGUUUCUACAUACAGAGCAAGUCAACUGGUCAUGAGAUGAGGGACAUCUGGUCGUGGAAGAACGCAAGAGUAUGUUAUAUACUUCACACCGUCCACAAGCACGACUAUGAAAA